AGCUCGUGUUGUCCACUCGUUGAUCACACCAUCGAGAUGUCGCCCCAGAACUACAGGCAACACGGACAGCUGUUACGAAAGGUCCGAGCGGCACAUUUGAGGUCCAGCUGCUGGGCCGCCCGCAAGAUCAGACUCCCGGUGGCCAAAUAUCAGCCUUUUCCUUGUUGGGAGUUCCAAGCACCGUGUCCUGCGCGACGCGUUCAAAAGAAGACGCGUCUCAGCCACAGGCAAUUGUAUUUGCUUCCGGAUGAUUCGUGGUUGCUUAGCGGGUGAAUGUUCCUCGAAAUUCUUCGCAAGGUUCCGAGGCCAGUGGCCGAUUGCGGUGGCUCGAAUUUCGCCCAUUAUGGUAGCUGUAUCCCGAAGCACUGCGACCCGGAAUGUAUUGACUUUCGUGAUGGAAUUCCUCGCGGACUUGGAAGAUGGACGAGAGGCUAUGAUUGGCGACCGACCGAGUGUCCGUCGGGGUAUAUAACUUCAAGGGUCCCACAUCCGUCUCCCCAGCUUCGUCGCCCCAGUCACCACCGCAUCAAGCAUCUCAUCCUUACCUCCUCGUCUACAAUGUCUGGAUACGACUUCACCGCUGCAGAUCUCCCUCGACUUUCUCCAAGCUCCUCACUUAGUGACGAAAGUCGGCUGACUCCCGAUAUUCAAAAUCCUCUGGACAUGCAUCAAAAUACUACGGAGCCAUUAGUCGACGCAGACGAUUUCGCUCACCCGCUUCUUACGGGCACACCAGACUUCUUCCCUUGGUACGACGAUGAGCUAACACCGUCAUCUUCCUGCAUCGAGCCCAAGGCCAUCGGACCGUCCUCUGCUGAUGAUUCCGAUGCAUGGUUGACGUAUCCUUAUUUCGCCGAUACCGGAAGCUUCGACUAUCUCGGAACUGGAUUGCCAUCAACGUUCCCAUCUCAACGCAAUUAUGCUCUCGAAACGAGCAUUCUCGCCAGCAUGGAUUUGCCCGCCGCUCCUUUGUCGCCAGAGUGGGGUUGGCUGCCUCUUACCAGAACUAGUCGCCCCAUUGAUGUGCCACCCGCAGCACCGCGUACGGUCCAAACCGGCUCUGAUUCCGUCGCCCAUCCGUUGCCACCAAUGCCACAGGAUCUCUCCUUGUCUUAUCCCUGGGAUGAGUCUCCCUUCACGCAGGAGCAUUCAUACAUUCCUUGCUACGGACUCGACUCGGUUCCCGUAUCGCCUGGUACUACUUACCCUCCUACCGGCUCCGGCAUUCCUCCCACGGCGUAUACGACCCCAGGCUUUCCCACAGGCAUUGCAGGAAGCUGGCCUAGCGGACCCACCUCUUCAUCCUCCAAUGUAUCAUCUCCAGAUGCUGGGCCAUCGUCGUCCAGCAUGGCGCCGCGCUACAGUCCUGCGCCUCAACUCCCCAAUAACUUGCUUCUGGCCCCUGUGGAAUAUAACUUUGACUUCACCCAACCCUUGGACUCCCCAGCUUACCCGUCUGCGCCGACACUCUUGCAGAUUCAGGCGCAAAAUACCGCAGAGUCUGACGCUGUCCAGCCCAGGCCUGCAAAGAGGCGGCGCUCGCUUCCUCUCGUCCCGGCAGGGUCUAGCUCAAAGGCAAGUUCGUCGUGCGGUCGUUCGAACAAGACAGAACAAUUUGUUCGGCGACGUCGGAGCGAGGCGUUGGCGGCCAAGAUUGGCACGCCGGUAACGUCUCGUAAGCGGAAGCACAGAGAGGAGAAUGAUGAAAAUGAGCCACCGGUCUCCCAUGGUCAGCAGGCGGAUGAAGGGGAAUUAGUUCUAUGGGAUCUCUUCCGGAAGAAGGAGGUCCAACUCGACCGCAAGCUGCACUGCCGGUUCAGGGCGCAGGGGUGUCGGUGGACGUUCGACGGUGUGAGGGACCUCAAGCGGCACGAAGAGGAUCGAUCACACCGUGAUGACCGGAAGGCGAUGGGGUGCACCCCGCUCCUUCUGUAUCACUGCCCGUGGACCGAUUGCGACUUUUCAAGCCGGAGAGAUUACUGUCUCAAAUCACAUUGGAAGGCUCUUACGAGGGGUUGCGUGAAGCAUUUGAUCGAGGACCCGCGUUGGCCAUACGAGUCGCUUGAAGAUCUCCACCAGCAUCUACGUGAGCAUCCCGCAUACUUUCAAUGUCCUGAAUUCUAGGACAAGUAGCCAGCAUCGAAUGUGUGACGGCAUGCUGCGCUCUCCUCUAUCAUUCUCAUUCUACCUCUCUGUCUGACUUUAAGAAGGCAUCACUGUACUAUCUACAGCUUCCACUUUCCCAUUCCUCAUCAUAUA
This is a messenger RNA of Laetiporus sulphureus 93-53, 2259 nucleotides long. RefSeq lists its product as uncharacterized. NCBI's taxonomy places the organism in Eukaryota, Fungi, Basidiomycota, Agaricomycetes, Polyporales, Laetiporaceae. The transcript has 4 exons. The record is from RefSeq and is a predicted model, not a curated record. Bases 274 to 2124 code for a protein of 616 amino acids.